Diaporthe citri is the source of this 2010-nucleotide messenger RNA. RefSeq lists its product as uncharacterized. The record is from RefSeq and is a predicted model, not a curated record. Gene Ontology annotation, biological process: protein dephosphorylation. The coding region runs from base 1 to 2010 and encodes 669 amino acids. The transcript is spliced from 3 exons. Lineage: Eukaryota; Fungi; Ascomycota; Sordariomycetes; Diaporthales; Diaporthaceae. Gene Ontology annotation, cellular component: nucleus; cytoplasm; protein phosphatase 4 complex. Gene Ontology annotation, molecular function: protein phosphatase regulator activity.
AUGGAGAUGGAAUCUGACGAUGAUACCCUGCGCGAGCUCGCAGCUGGCAAUUCUAUGGACUACUCAGCAUGGCCGCUCCUGCUCAGCACCAUUAUAUCGCGUCUCGACAAGAUCGCAAAGAACGACUUUCCCAUCCCACGAAUCCCCGAACCAGCCUCCCCAGUAGCUCCCUCCCCCCAGGAGCCACGCUUCCUCGCCCCUCUCCCCUCCUCCGACGCCCUUGAGCCACCGCCAUCAUCAGCUCCGAACGAGGGAACCAGCUCGUCAGACUCGUCACAAGAGACCAACAAGGAGAAUGCCGCCCCCACACCGCCCACCUCCGCCCCGGCGCCAACUCCCACUCCCGCUCCCGCCGCCGCGGCCACAUCAGCCCCCGAGCCCGGCACGCUCCCGCCCCAGAUCGUCGCCAUGAUCGCCGAGAUUAACGGCGUCCUCAACGAGUCCUUCCACACCUACCCGCCCCACACCAUCCAGCGGCUCGCCGAGCUGGUGCUACGGCCGAGGCAGCACUACAAAUCGCUGCCGUCAUAUCUGCACGCCGUGGACAGGGUCGUCCACGUCACCAGCGGCAACAACACCUACCCCUUACCGCCUGCCAUCCCAGACAUGUCGUCCAUGUCGCUGGGCGGGCCCAACGGCGUCAUGGACCAGGGCCAGCCGCAGGAGAACGGGUCGGACACGUCCAUGGCCUGGGUCAGCACGAGCAACGGCAACGCCAUUGGCAGCGACGAGGCCCUAGGCGGUGCUCUGCUGACACCAAUCCCGUGGCUUCAGAGGCGGUCGAGUGGGAACCGGGACGGCGAUGGCGGGUCCGAGUCCGGGGAGUCGUCCACGCUGGGCUCGGACGGCGGGCCAUCGCCCCUGGCAGCAAACCAGGGCACGGCAUCGUCACAGAGGAGCUCUUCGCAGCAGUCCUCGAGGCAGUUCGAGACCCGCACCGAGAGCACAGAGACGAUAGACGGGCCCAACGGCGUCGGUAGCAUCGAGACGGUCUCCAUUUCUGUCAACGGCAUACCGCCCAUGGGCUCGGCCGCCCAGCAGCGUGUCAUCACCCAGGGCGAGCUCAUCCGACAGGAGCAAAGGGCCGGAGUCGUGCCCGUCAGCCAGCUGCAGCGGUCUGGGCCGGUCGUCGUCACCUCGUCGGAAGCUUCGACGACCACGGCGACUGACGACGGUUCCCCAGCAGCAGACGCCGCCGUCAACGACACCGCUAUGGGCGAGGGUGAAGGCGAGGGCGAGGGCGAACCUCCCAAAGACACCAGUAGCGAGAAGUCGGACGAGGAAAUGCCCGACGAGGAGGAAGCACCACAUGCCCGCGGGCCAGACAUCAUCGGCGCAGCAGACAUGGGCCCGCAGGCGCCGACCUCCAGCAGCUUCAGCCUCAGCACCGGUGGGAACAUGGAGGUCCGCGGGAUCGACGUCGAGGCCGCCGUGGGGCGCAAGCACGAGGCGCAAACCGCAGCCACCGCCGCCGCAGAUGAGGCGCCCGACUCGAGCGACGACGGCGCGGCCAUCAUGACGCCCGCCUCGUCCGAGGAGGGCGGGGAGGCCAAGACCGCCGAGCAGUCUGCGGACAAGGGCAAGGACGCCGAGAAGACAGCCGACGAAAUGGUUGAGACGACAUGCGGCCCGCUUCCCGGGCCCGCUAGCCCGACGCCGUCGAAGCGCGGCGCGGAGGACGACGCGGACUCGGAACACGAAGGCAGCAGCAGCCACAAGCGGCUGAAGGAGGACGCUGGCGACGGCGAGGGUCCCGAGCCCGAGGUGAAGGGUUCUUCCGCCGGGGAGAAGGAGACAGAGACAUCGCCGGCAGCGGACAAGGACGGGGCACAGGACGGGGCGGGUAAGGAUGACGCCGCUCCGUCAGACCGUACGUCGCCCGCUGGCGAGGACGGCGGCUCCGGUACCGCCACCACGGAGAAGAAGGAGGGCGAGGCCGAGGGUAAGGAUGACAAGGAGGCAGAGAAACAGGAGGGCACCACCGACACCGGCGAGGACCCGACGGCCUAG